Raphanus sativus (radish) is the source of this 1939-nucleotide messenger RNA. Its product is annotated as protein LATERAL ORGAN BOUNDARIES. The transcript has 2 exons. The coding region runs from base 1135 to 1737 and encodes 200 amino acids. Lineage: Eukaryota; Viridiplantae; Streptophyta; Magnoliopsida; Brassicales; Brassicaceae. The record is from RefSeq and is a predicted model, not a curated record.
AUCUAUAUAAGCUUUGAUAUGUGUAUGAAUAUUUUCACCUAAAUAAAUCUCCAAAUUUAUGUAUAGUUUCUGAUAUAUCUUCAAAGAUAAUCCUUUAAUUUUCCUACUCUAUGUUUUUAUAUGCUCCAUGUUCGAUUUUCUCUUUGUGAUUUGCUUAUAUGUGUUAUAUAUAUAUCCACUUCAACAGUUUUGUACGCUUUCUUUUUGAAGUUAUACUCUAAGAAAGACUUACGAGUUAUCAAAUUAUUGAGAAAAGUAUAUUAGCAAAUACAUGUGUAAAAUUAAGCUUUCUUCAGAACUGCAGUGGUCACUUUGAGUUGACCUAAUUAAUAUCAGAUCUAAAGUUUAUAUACACAUCAAAAUUAUGAUUGAUUUGAGGUUAGUGGAAUUAAUGGUUUCAUCUCGGCAAGGAUAGGGAGGAUGGAAAAGAGAGAAAUAAAGGGAUAUCGUUUAAUUAACUGGUUUAUAGAAGACAACAUUUGAAAUUAGAAUUCUUCUGAUCAAGUUAAAUUUAUUUGGGGCUAUAUGAAGAUAACUUACAGAAUCAUCACUGAGUUUUCUUCCAAGGUUAUAUAUUUUUUAAAAAGUUGUUAACGAAGCUAUAGGGUUCAGGUGAGAGAUGAAGAUGAAGAAAAUGGUAAAGCACAUAAGAACAUAAUUCAUUAUUCUGACAAAAACAAUAUACUUUUUUUGUUUGUUCAAGGAGUUGUACAAACAAAAGAGAUUUUUUCUAAAGAAGCAAUGAUCUGCAAUAACCCGUUUGAUUUUGGCUAAGUGAUGUUUAAUUUGUCGACAUUUAAAUUAGACCAGGUUUCCUGGUUCACGAAUUAUUUUAAUGUAGAGUUAAAAAUAUAUAUAAGCUUACUUAAAAUAAUACAUAUUAUGUUUUUUUGUCACAAACAUAUUAUGUUAAUGAUGUUUAUUAAAAACAAGAAAAGAGUCUCCAUGUUUUCAUGUUUUAAUGAUAGCUAGAUCCCAGUAAAGGGGAAAACAUCUAGUAAAACCGAAAUUACUUGUUCAGUUUACCAGCAUGAUCUGGUGAAUCUGUGUGUUCACAACUUGUUCAUUUAGUAUCCAAUUUGAAGACCUUUAGGUUUGUAAAUAUUUUUUUUAAUUUUCAUUUCCUUAGAUUGGAUGUUGGACAUAUUAUGCCCGUUUCAACGUUUUUCCUGCAUGUGUAUAAGAGUUCAAAAAGAAAUGGCGUCAUCAUCAUCAAAUACAUACAACUCACCAUGCGCCGCGUGCAAGUUUCUUCGCCGCAAAUGCAUGCCGGGAUGCAUAUUCGCGCCAUAUUUCCCACCGGAGGAGCCACACAAGUUCGCCAACGUCCACAAAAUCUUCGGAGCAAGCAACGUCACCAAGCUCCUCAACGAGCUCCUCCCUCACCAGCGUGAAGACGCAGUCAACUCCUUAGCCUAUGAGGCCGAGGCACGUGUCCGUGAUCCUGUCUAUGGCUGCGUCGGAGCCAUCUCUUAUCUCCAGAGACAAGUCCAUAGGCUUCAGAAGGAGCUCGACGCGGCUAAUGCGGACUUGGUUCACUACGGUCUGUCCACGUCAACACCUAGUAACGUCGUCGACUUAGUGUUUCAGCCUCAGCCGCUUCAGCCGCAGCAGCCGGUGUAUAGGCUUCCUGGGACCAGUCCGGUGAUGAAUCAGCAGCCACGUGGUACCGGAGGGUCGCGUGGGACUUUUCUUCCUUGGAACAAUGGAAAUGAUCAGCAAGGAGGUAACAUGUGAUCAGAGUAUAUAAAUUGUGUGUGUGUUCCAUCUAUUCAUCUCUCUCCAUCUCUCUACAUUUAUGUCAUUAUGUGUGUGUGUGUGUGUGUGUGGUAAGAAUGCAAUAUAAUAAGAUGGAAAUUUUUCCAGCAAACAUUUAUAAAUGCAUGGACUGUUAUUUAUUUUAUGAUGAGGUGUAUAUAUAUAUCGUGGUUUUCCAUUA